Messenger RNA from Anguilla rostrata (American eel), 3661 nucleotides. Its product is annotated as hepatocyte nuclear factor 6-like. Gene Ontology annotation, cellular component: nucleus. Bases 1584 to 2939 code for a protein of 451 amino acids. Gene Ontology annotation, molecular function: RNA polymerase II cis-regulatory region sequence-specific DNA binding; DNA-binding transcription factor activity, RNA polymerase II-specific. The transcript is spliced from 2 exons. The record is from RefSeq and is a predicted model, not a curated record. Lineage: Eukaryota; Metazoa; Chordata; Actinopteri; Anguilliformes; Anguillidae. Gene Ontology annotation, biological process: regulation of transcription by RNA polymerase II.
AGGCAACGGGCGACCUGUCUUCGCUUCGGCCGCCCGCCCAGCCCCCAACCCGAGUCUCGUCAGCCGAGACGAAAGGGUUAAUUUGAGUUGGAAUUUCAUUCCACAUCUGUCAGAUUUUUUAACCCGGUGACGCGCUUAACCGAGGGAGCGAGAGAGCGAAAGGGAGGGGGAGAGAGAAACAGACAGACUGAGAGAGAGAGAGAGAGAGAGAGAGAGAGAGAGUUGGAGGGGAAAUCGAUGAGGUGACAGUCUGAGAGAAACGGAGGUUUAAAAAAAUCACACGAAGGACAGAGGAAUAGAAAGAGAGAAAAAGAGCUGAGGGAAACAGGAAAGUGAGGCUAUCGGUUUACGCAAAAAAGGGCAAAGAAUAACCGAGGGGUCGGAGAGAAGAGCGCGGGGUUCGCAGUCGACUGCUUGGCCUCUCGUUCCAGCUCAUAUCGCCUGCUCUUCAAAAGGGAGGGCUGACCAAUUGUGUGGCGCUCGGCGGACGAACUGGCCGUAGGGGGUAGAGAGGAGCUAACUCAGAUUAAACAGCGACCCGAGAAAAGAUACCGAGGAUAUCUGCUGCUCCCCUCCAUUCUCCCAACGGAGAUAAAUGGGGGAAUUGUCUGCAAUUUCUGACUGCCGGGUUGUUGUCGUUCGGUGUUCGGUUCGUCCACAUUCAGUAACCCACGCGACGCCGUGGACUUUGAACAACAUCCACGCCGUUCGUCGCUGAUGUGUUAUGAGGUAAGAUAUCCAAACGGGGCUGAUGCUCCAACGCUCGUGACUGACCAGACUCGUUGAAUAUUCCCAGAACCGAGAGAGGGAAAAGGAAGGAAACUUUAUUAUCUGUUUUCAAAUCCACCCUUUAUAGCCAUUGUUUAAUAUAGAACGCGGACGCCUCCGUUGUGGACAGCACUGUAUUUUUCCUCGUGCACCACAAUUGAUGCCUUCAUUUUUAUUUUCAUUUUUUUUAGCCAAAUGUGCAGUAGAACUACGGACAAAGGGGAGAGCGGCUCGCAGUCGCGUGCAAUAAAGGUUGCACGUGUAAUAUUCUGUGUCCAAUAGCUACGUCGAGGGGGACGGUUCAUGAAUACGUCCUAAUUUGCAUAGAAGCAAGUAAACUUUUGUCGCCCGCGCAGGCUGCCAAAACAAGAGGCCGUGCAACUGCCAAGAAAGAAAUGAGGAGCACCCGCUACGCGAGAUUCGAGCGUCGUCAAGUGAAUACUUAAAUACUACGGGCAUUGACUCCACUGAACCCAGUGAGCAUUUGAGUUUGAUUACAGCUCAAGAAACCGGCGUGAUGGACUUACCGGAGAAUACUGACACUCCAGUCAAUCAUUAAUUUAUCAGUUCACAGGGCUGAAAACCCGUCUAAUGAAUAAUCAAUAAAUCCAUAUUUUAGUUGAGGAGGAGAGCGAGGGAGAGACAAGAGCGUCUUUAACGGACAAGCAGACGAAAAAAUCCUGAGUGAGAAAUCGAUUUGAGCCGAAAAUAAUAACAAUAAUAAUAACAACAACAACAACAACAACAACAACAACAACAACAACAACAAUAAUAAUAAUAAUAAUAAUAAUAAUAAUAAUAAUAAUAAUAAAACAAUGGAUGUAAAUUUGGGGGAGAUGUCUGUCCACGGCCACGGAAACCUCAUGCAUCACGCUCAGGACGGACGGACGAUGCUGCAUUCCAGGGACCUCUCCGCCGUUUUUCCCAGGCCUCCCAUGGUCGAGUCCUCCAUGGCCCUGGAGGGCCCAGAGCACCGGCCGCCGGGGCUGGAGCACUCCCUCUCGGCGCUGGGCUACGGGGGGGACUCUCCGACCAGCAGCGGGAGCACGUACACGACCCUGACUCCGCUCCAGCCGCUGGAAGACAAAUUUCAUCACCACCACCACCAUCACCAUCACCACCAUCCCUGCCUGCCUGUCAGCAACGUCAUCGGCAGCUUCACGCUCAUGCGCGAGGACCGCAGCCUGGCGGGCAACUUUUACAACCCUUAUGCCAAAGAGCUGGGGAUGCCCCAGGGCCUGUCCCCCCCUCCUCCCGCAGGGUCAGGCCUUGGGACAGUCAUGCACGGUUACAGCGGCCUGGGCAACGGCACCGCGAGCAACGGAGGACAGAUGCUCUCCGGCUACGAGGUCCACAUCGGAGGCGGGGGAGGCGGGAAUCUGUUCGGCAGGACGCCAGAUUUCGCCCGUGAGAUGUCCCCGCAGCCACCGCCACCGCCCGGUGGCGAUUCGGGAGUGGGUCACCAGCCCGGCAAGAUGGACGGACCCCAGCACGAGCACGGCCACCACGCGCACGUGUACGGCCACCACCCGUUUCAGCACCACCACAACCACCACCACCCCGGACAGCAGCGGUCCUCCGUCGCUCCACCAGGCGACGCCUUGUCUCCCGGAGCGCAGGGCGGGGGCGGGGAGGAGAUCAACACCAAGGAGGUUGCACAGCGAGUCAUCACGGAGCUGAAGCGGUACAGCAUCCCCCAGGCUAUAUUCGCCGAGCGAAUUCUGUGCCGGUCGCAGGGCACCCUGUCCGACCUACUGCGGAACCCCAAACCGUGGGGGAAGCUCAAGUCCGGGCGCGAGACCUUCAAGAGGAUGUCCAGAUGGCUUCAGGAGCCCGAAUUCCAAAGGAUGUCAUCGCUGCGGCUAGAAGCCUGCAAGAGGAAGGAGCUGGAGCAGGGGAAGCUGGAGCGGAUCCAGGGCCCCAAGCGGACCCGCCUGGUGUUCACGGACCUGCAGCGGCGCACCCUGCUGGCCAUCUUCCGCGAGAACCACCGGCCCACCAAGGACCUGCAGGUGACCAUCUCCCAGCAGCUGGGCCUGGAGCUCUCCACCGUCAGCAACUUCUUCAUGAACGCCCGCCGCCGGAACCUGGACAAGUGGGGCGACGAGCGUCGGCCGUCCUCCACCGGCUCCAGCGGCUCCGCCUCCGCUCUCUCCUGCAGCACGGCCUGAUGGGACGCCGCGCGGAGGUCCGGUGCUGGCGGAGGGCAGGGUGGGUGUAAAAGGGAAGCCCCCCCUUGCCCUCUACCCCCCCAACCCCCAAUCCUGUCCUUUCCCUCCCCAGGGUUGAUAAAAAAAAGUUUUGAGGCUUUGGUGGGGGGGGGGCUCCAUCCCAAAUUUCACCUGUUUUAUUUAGAGGGUCGUCCUCGUAGCACAUUUCAACCAAAAAGACCUCCAACCCUGAUCGACAACCCCACCCCCCCCCUUCCCCUGCAUUGGACUGUUCCUGACCUCAGAGUACACUGUUUUAAGAGCCGGUCUUUGUUAAUACUGGGAUUUUUUUUAAGGAAGGGGGAGGCGGGGGGUGUGGGCGGGCAAAAAGUUUGUUGGAAACUUCUUUUUUCCUCUGCGAAUCGAGCGAUGAACUGACCUAACCCGCUGCCGCACAUCUCCCCGGGCGGGGGGAGGAACGCUGUUGGGGAGGCCGCGGGAAGUCUUCGAGUCUUCGGCGGGGGCCGCUUGGACGGGACACGCAGCCCACGAGAUCUGAGGGAGGGGGGCAGGCACUGAUGUCAUACCCGGAGGGCGUCCGCUGACAGGGCUGGACAGCUCUGCCUCGAGGGCAAAGAGGAGCAGAGCGAGAGAGAAAGAGAGAGAGCAACUGUGUCAGAGAGAUAGAGAGAUGGAGCUGCGGACUUGUGAUGUCCAGCCAGGUCCUGAGGAGCCAAGGCCCC